AUGCAGUUGCUAAUGGGUAUGAUCUAUGGUUUGAAAAAUGACUCUGAUAGAUUGUUAGUGAAAUGUUGCAAAAAGAAUAAGUCACCAUCUUGCCCUUUCAGACUAUGGGCCUCCUGGAUGGGUAAAGAAAAGACUUUUCAGAUCAAAUCUCUAGUGAAUGAACAUAAUUGUUGUAGGGUGUUUAAGUUUGGGUCAAUUGUAACUUAUAGAUGGAUAGGGAAACAUUUUAUGAGUCAAAUUAUAGAGAACCCAAAAAUGAGUGCAAGGAAGAUGAAAGCUAAAGUGUCAACAACAUUCAACAUAAAUGUGAGUGUGGGGCAAUGCAGAAAUGCAAAGAAAUUUGCAUUACAAGAGAUUGAAGGAAGUUUAAUUGAACAUUAUGGGAGAUUGUGGUCAUAUGGUGAGGAAAUUAUCAGGUCAAAUCCUGGGUCUACUGUGAGAUUGGAUGUAGACAUCAUGCCAGAUUCCACAACUUUGUUUUCUAAGUUUUAUGUGUGUUUCAAAGCUGUAAGGGAUGGUUGGUUAGAAGGGUGCAGGCCAGUAAUUGGGCUUGAUGGUUGCUUUUUAAAGGGUAUAGUUAGAGGAGAAGUUAUUUCAGCUGUUGGGAGAGAUGCAAACAACCACAUCUACCCUUUAGCAUGGGUUGUGGUAUGUGUUGAGAAUAAAGAAACAUGGAAGUGGUUCAUAGAUUUGCUUAUGGAUGACAUUAAUGGUGGUCUUAGUGCAGGCAUUACCCUUCUUUCUGAUGGACACAAGGGGUUAUUACAAGCAGUUAAGGAAAAACGUCCAGAAGCUGAACAUAGACAAUGUGCUAGACACAUUCUGGCCAAUUUUAAUAAAAGGUUUACUGGUCAACAAUACAUAAAGUUAUUUUGGAGGGCUGUAAGGGCUAGUACUGUGGAGAAGUUCAGAGGUGUAAUGGAGAACAUCAAAUCUAUUGAUACUCAUGCUUAUGAUUACCUUAUAGACAGAGAUCCUACUACCUGGUCUAAGGCAUUCUUUCAAGAAGGAAGAGACUGUGAUGCAGUGGAGAAUGGGGUCAGUGAGAGUUUCAAUUCUGCUAUUAGGCAUGCUAGAAGGAGACCUAUAAUCACUAUGCUGGAGGAGAUUAGGUUAUUUGUGAUGGAAAGGAUAUACACUCAAAGAGUUGAAGGAAUGGAAUGGGAUUUGCUUAUAUGUCCAACUAUUAGGAAGCGUAUAGAACAUCUGAAGGUUAAACAGAGAUUGUGGGGAGUUACUCCUUGUGGUUAUCAAAAGUAUGAGGUUAGAUUCACUGAUGUUGCAUAUGGAGUGGAUCUAAUUGCAAAGAAGUGUGCCUGUAGAAUAUGGCAACUUACAGGGAUACCAUGCUUACAUGGAGUGGCAGCAAUAUCUUACUUAAAUCAUGAUGCUGAGGCAUAUGUGUCCCAAUCAUACACUACUGAGGCUUACCUAAAAUGCUACAAAUAUAGCAUUAAUCCUCUCAAUAGUAGUGAAAUGUGGCCAGAUGUUCCAUACCAUAAGCCUUUGCCUCCCAAAAGAAGAAGAUUACCUGGUAGGCCAUCUGUGAAAAGGAAGAGGGAUGCAAUUGAACGAGAGUUGAGUGGAUCAAGUAGACAAACUGUCUCAAGAAGGGGUAGCAUAAUAAAGUGUGGUAUUUGUAAGGAACCAGGUCACAACAAGAAAAAGUGUCCAUCUAACCAACAAAGCAAUACAUCAGUACCAAGUUCAUCCAGGGGCAGUGGAGCAGACCCAAGUUUAUCCAGGGGCAAUGAAGGACCACCACCUCCUCCACCACCACCUGCAGCCCAACAACCUCCUCCACCACCACCUGCAGCCAUGCCAAGAAGAAGGGUCCCAGUUAGUAGAAGUGGAAGGAGGAAAUAUUCUGAACGGAUUAUCAAACAAGCAUUAAGGAGGCAGAUACCUGGGGUUGGGAGCAAUGCAGAUAACCCUUCAGUUAUUGAUUAA
This is a messenger RNA of Lactuca saligna, 1950 nucleotides long. The record is from the annotation of a GenBank genome assembly. NCBI's taxonomy places the organism in Eukaryota, Viridiplantae, Streptophyta, Magnoliopsida, Asterales, Asteraceae.